AGGACCAAGGUUCGAGGCAGUAGCCGCCCACAGCUGCACUCAGUCACACCCCUGAGUGUUCCCGGUGCCUCCAAUCCGGUGCCUCCAGUUCGCUGCGUCCUGUCCGGUGCGUCCCGCGGUGCGCUGCGUUCGGAUCCAAGCAGCUCUGCGGCCUGACGCGCUCAGUCUCUCCUGAAGUUUGUGCAUCUGGACGCGGUAAACUGCAGCAGCUCACGAUGAUCCCCAGGGCGGCUCAGAGCCUCCAGUCUCUGCGGAACAGCUGCGCUUUACCCGCAGCCGGGAAGCUGCUGUGGAGACGGUGGACGCGGCAGGGAGGAUUACCUGCAGCCAGCCGCGGCAUCCAUGUGGACUGUCCACCCAUCAUCCCCACUCUCACCAGCAGCUACGCCCACGGUACGUCGUCCACGCCGCUGCUGCAGGCCACAGUGGCAGAAACCCUGCUGAGGUCUGUGGAGCUCCAUCCGGACAAGGAGGCGAUGGUUUUUAUGGAGGACGGAGUCCGCAAGACGUUCGCAGAGUUUCAACAAGAUGUGGAUCAGGCUGCUGCCGGCCUGCUGGCUCUCGGACUGAAGAAGGGGGACCGGCUCGGUAUGUGGGGCCCCAACACCUAUGAAUGGGUUGUGUUCCAGUUCGCUACAGCCAAAGCUGGGAUUAUACUGGUGUCGGUGAAUCCAGCGUACCAGCUGCAGGAGGUGGAGUUUGCGUUGAAGAAGGUCGGCGUUAAAGCCAUAGUUUGCCCGACGCAGUUUAAGACUCAGAAAUACUGCGACAUGCUGAGGAAGAUCUGUCCAGAAAUAGAGAAGGCCAGUCCAGGAGACCUCAAGAGCGCCAGACUCCCAGACCUUCGCUCCGUCAUCGUUCUGGACAGCCGACAGCCGGGAAUGUUUCACCUGGAGGACGUGAUGCAGGCCGGCAGCAGCCAGUACGUGAAGCAGCUGCAGGAUUUACAGAAGACGCUGCAGUUCGACGACCCCAUAAACAUCCAGUUCACCUCGGGCACAACCGGGGCUCCGAAGGGCGCCACCUUAACGCACCACAACAUCGUCAACAACGCCUACUUUGUUGGGAGAAGAAUGGGAUACCACUGGAGGCCCAUCACCCGUGUCUGCGUUCCCGUCCCUCUGUACCACUGCUUCGGGUCGGUCGGUGCUGCCAUGUGUAUGGCCGUCCACGGGAUCUCCCUGGUCUUCCCCUCCACUGGCUACAAUGGACGGGCAAACUUAGUGGCUAUGGACAGUGAAAGGUGCACCAUCAUCUAUGGUACUCCCACCAUGUACGUCGACAUGCUCAGCCAGCCGGACUUCAACAAAUUUGACUUUUCAUCGGUGGUUGCAGGCUUUAUUGCUGGAUCUCCGUGUCCUUCAGAGCUGGCGAAGACCAUCAUCACUAAGAUGGGCAUCAAGGGGAUCACAAUUGGAUACGGAACCACAGAGAACAGUCCAGUGACCUUCUGUGGAUCUCCGCUGGACAACAUGGAGAGGAAGAGUGAGACGGUCGGCUACAUCAUGGAUCACUUAGAGGCUAAAGUGGUGAACCCGACCACCGGAGAGAUCGUCCCUGUGGGGAUGACCGGAGAACUCAUGAUCCGAGGAUACUGUGUGAUGCUGGAGUACUGGGCCGACGAGCCCAAAACUCAAGAAUGCAUCACCAAGAACGGCUGGUACAAGACCGGAGACAUCGCCAGUUUGGACGCCUACAGCUACUGUAAAAUCGAGGGCCGGAUUAAAGACAUGAUCAUCAGAGGAGGAGAAAACAUUUAUCCUGCAGAGAUUGAACAGUUUCUACACACACAUCAAAAAGUGAAGGAGGCUCAGGUGGUCGGCGUUCAGGAUCCUCGUAUGGGGGAGGAGAUCUGCGCCUGCAUCCGGCUGGCCGAUGGAGUCGACUGUACUGUAGAGGAAAUCAGAGAUUACUGCAAAGGACAGAUCUCUCACUUCAAGGUUCCUCGCUACGUUCUGUUUGUGAGCAGCUACCCGCUCACCGUCACUGGAAAGAUCCAGAAGCAUAAACUAAGAGAGGUGGCUGAGAAGCAGCUGCAGCUGAAGAAAUGAGAAUGAGGACUCCGUAUACGUAUGGAGAGAAUAUAGUUACUAUAUAUGAAAAUAUCUCGUAUGUAAAAACAAAGCCCAGUCAGGAUUCACACAACCGAACAUCAGAACAUCUGCAGACGGAACGUUUUCUGCAGAUGUGUGAUGGUUUGGGAGGUCGUGUGUCUCCUCCUGGAAGCAGCAGUUAAAGGGUUAACUGUCAACAAAUCACAUGAAAACACCAAAAAAUGGUUCAGACCAACGUUACACCGUCCUGCUGCUGUGAAUGCAACCUAAAACAACAAAUCUGCAGAAAAUAGUCCCCAACAGACACAGCGUUUACCAGUAACCAGACAUUAGAGGAAGCAAAUCUGAACUGUUGUAGCUUUUAAAAAUGAAAAAAUAAAAGAUUUUACAGAGUCAGGGGGAGGGGAAUAAUACUUAGAGGAAAAAAUGCAAAGUUAAGAGAGUAAAAGUGACAUUCUCUGUGAUUAAAGUCGUUAGAAAAUCUCCAAAUUUAAGAGAUAAAAUUCCCAAAAUUCUCUAAAAUUAAUGUGGUAAAUUCGAGGGGGGGGGGGAUCUAAUUUAGGAGAAAAAAAUGAUAUUCUCUGAGAUUAAAAGUCAGAAUUCUGUACAUUUAGAUUAUGCUGUAAACAUUUUUAAAAAAUAAUGAUCAGAUUAAAAUGAAAUAUUUACAAGAAAAAACUUUACAGUAAUUUGAGAAGAAAAACGUGGAUAUUCUCAGAUUACAAAGAGGUUAAGUUUCACAUUUAUGAGAAAUUAACGUGGAUAUUCUGAGGUUAAUAAAGAUUGAAGUGUUAAAAAACACACGUUUAAAAGAAAGAAACUCGGUAAAUUUACAACAAAACCUCAUAUUUUCGGACAGUAUCUCAGAUUAGUCACAAAAUGAGGAGAAAGUAUUAAACUAGUUUUAUAAAAUCCACUACAGACUUAAAACGUGAUAAUUACAAACAUACAACUUUACAACCUCAGACUUUUUAUAAUUUUUAAACCUACAACAGCUCCAGUUCACUGUUAUGUCUGUUUUUAUUGAAAUGAAAUAUUUGUUUUUAUGAGAAAUCAGUUGGUUUAUAUUUAAGGACCGACUAACGCAACGCUAAUUUUAGUCAUUUCUUUUUCUUUUUUUUUCAAAUAUUUUUUUAAGUCAUAAUUUUAGUCAUUUCUGUCUAGUCACAGUGAGGAUUUUUAAAAUAUUUUGAUUUCUAUAAAAAAAAUAAUUCUGCAAACGUCUUUUCUUUCAUGUAUCGGCAGAAAAAAACAGCUAAAAAUGACUUUUAAAGGGCCCCAUGAAGAAGAGGAAACUCUGAGCCUUUUUAAAAUGAAAAUUUCUGACGCUGAUUUUCGUGUUUUCAUGAGAUUUGUUCACUUUGCCGCUCUGUACUUUUUAUUAUCCAGCAGAAAGCUUUAAAAAUAUGAGGUUUUUUUAUAUCAACUUGAAAUAAACUCUUUUCAUUGUUCAAACCA
Molecule: messenger RNA, 3512 nt
Organism: Acanthochromis polyacanthus (spiny chromis)
Lineage: Eukaryota; Metazoa; Chordata; Actinopteri; Pomacentridae
Gene: acsf2
Product: acyl-CoA synthetase family member 2
Exons: 16
Coding region: 216-2051 (611 amino acids)
Biological process (GO): fatty acid metabolic process
Molecular function (GO): medium-chain fatty acid-CoA ligase activity
Source: RefSeq, a predicted model, not a curated record